Melampsora larici-populina 98AG31 is the source of this 1062-nucleotide messenger RNA. RefSeq lists its product as uncharacterized. Bases 1 to 1062 code for a protein of 353 amino acids. The record is from RefSeq and is a predicted model, not a curated record. The transcript is spliced from 5 exons. Lineage: Eukaryota; Fungi; Basidiomycota; Pucciniomycetes; Pucciniales; Melampsoraceae.
AUGUUCUCUCAAAGCUUGAUGCGUUCUAUCAUUCUUACUCUUCUUGCUAGCUCUGCAGUUGUUUUAUCACAAGGCACCGCUGCCAAGACCAAUGGUACAAGCGGCAAACCCAGUGGAACCGUUCCCAGCCAAUCACCCUCGCCUUCAACCAACAAGACAGGCUCUGCUAAGCCUAAGUCAGACUCUCCAAAUCAAAAAGUGAUCGUCUGUACUGCCGGUUGGGCUCCAGUUGGUGACUCGAGCAAGUCGCACAAACCGCCUGUCACUAGCGCUCCUAAAACCAACACUCCAACCCCUGGGAAACCUUCGAAUAGCUCAAAGAUCCAAGCUCCUCGCCGUCGAGCUACAGACCCAGCCAAGGCACCUGCAGCCGACAACCACAAAUCAUUAUGUGAUACUGCAAAAGAGCGAUAUACAUGUUCCACGGCGAAUUGCAAGCCCAGUGGUGGUAAGAAUCUCGCCGAAGCAACUGGAUGCAAAGGUGAUUCCAAGAAGGCUCAAUGUUUGGCUUACAGGCCUGGUGUUAAAGGUGGUCAGAUCAGUUUAGAGGCCCAUACACCUCACCCCACUGAAUCCGAAGGUUGGAUCGAGUGCGCAGCCUUACAUAAAAUCGACCCGAAAGCUGGUCGCAACCAAAAAGUUGAUACCAUUGCUUGUCAAAAGCUCUCGAUCCCCAUGGAAUGCACUGGCUGUGAAAAAAUGAACAGUACCAAGGUUGAGAAACCAGCACCACGUACCAUUGAUCCUUCACACAAUGCGACCAAAACAAACCCCGCUGCAAAACCCAAAGCAAGUGGAGUUGGAGCUCCAGCAAAUGGCACUAAAUCAGAGACUGGAGGGAAACCAAAGACUGGUACAGGUAGUAAGACUAAUGGAACCACCAUCACUCCUCCAUCAUCAGGAGGUGCCACGAAAUCUGAUCCUAAUGCCAAACCGAAACCUAGCGCAAGUGCAGGUGCAAGUAGUAAGACGAAUGGAACUGACUCUACUCCUCCAAGCAAAACUCCAAAGACCACUCAACCUUUAAAUUCUCAACCAGCCAAAAAUGCAGCUCGACAAUAA